AUACACACGUUUCCGAAUGUUGCUACAUCAUAUUAAAUUAUUCUAAAAAUUCGUAAUUCCAAAAUUGAUCUCAUUAGCCUUCAAACUGUCAAAAGCAGAUGGGUUUUAAUUCAGAGAUAGAUAAGUGAAUAAAUGACUAGAUAGAUAAGAUAAAAAUAAACAAAACUAUUGAAGUAAAGUGGGGUGAUAGAGGAUAGAUCAAUUUGUUGUAAUAGUUUUUAAUUAUUAAUCGAAAAGAAAAUGUCCGAAAUUCAAAUAAAGCCAGUGAACGAGAAAGAUUUUCAGGAUUUAAAAAAUCGUAUGAAACUAAUAGCAGAAGCCGAUCCUACGCAAUAUCACAAUGAUUUUUCGUUAAAACGAUACCUGCGAGCUUUUAAAACUGCUGACGAUGCUUUUAAGGCUAUUUUAAAAACGAACAAAUGGAGAAAAGAAUAUGGAGUAGAAAAUCUAACAGCGGAUUCUCCAGAAGUGAGAACAAAUUUAGAAACGAAUAAAGCGAGGGUGUUAAGACACAGGGAUAUGAUCGGUCGACCUGUGAUUUAUAUUCCCGCAAAGAAUCAUAAUGCCACUAAUAGAGAUAUCGAUGAAUUAACGAAAUUUAUUGUAUAUUGUUUGGAGGAUGCUUGUAAAAAAUGUUUUGAAGAAGUAGUAGAUAAUUUGUGUAUAGUAUUCGACCUCAAAGAUUUCGGUGUUGGUUGUAUGGACUACCAAUUGAUCAAAAAUAUGAUUUGGUUACUCAGUCGACAUUACCCCGAACGGCUGGGAGUUUGUUUGAUCAUAAAUUCGUCAUCGUUAUUCUCCAGUUGUUGGGCUGUGAUCAAAGGAUGGUUAGACGAAAACACCACCAGCAAAGUGACUUUUGUCAAUUCGGAAGAAGAAUUGUGCAAAUAUCUAAUACCUGACAUAUUACCUACAGAUAUAUAAAUUUACAGUUCCUAGUAUUAAUUUAUAACAUAUCCACCUCCUCUAUUUAAGUAACAACACAAUUUUUUACUUAAAAAUUUUUUUUAUAGUUUAAUUUAAAAUUUUUGGACGGAAACAAUAAUAAGUGUGUUUUUUCACCCCUAGGAUAUCCAUUGAUGGUUAUUUCCAUUCCCUUUUCAUUCUCUUUUCUAACUACAGAUCCGGUUUAGCCUCCUGUGUCUUUUCUAAUUGUUAUACGAAGUGCGGAUGUAAACUAGUCUUCUUCAGAUUCGAUUCCUGUUUGUUGUGAAUCGCCUGGUCCGAAAUCUGGAUAAUAAGGUGGAUGGGAUGUUCUAAUCUCUCUAAUUUACAACAUUGUGCCAUAACUGAAUUAAAUUUCAUUUUUGUAUUGUAUUUGAUACGAUUUUUUCAAGAUCUUUUGUAGGAAGAAUUUAUUUCUAUCGAUGUAUAGGGUCGUGGUACCACGGGAGAAAAAAACGUAUUGAAUAUCUAUCGAAAAUUUCCUUUUUACUUUUUCUAUUUAUAAUAAUAUUUUUUUUCAAUUUUUCUGUUUUACACAACUUUUUUUACCUAUUUAAAGGCCAUUUUCAUCAAUAAAGGACAAUUUCCAACCCAUUUCGAAUUUCCUCAACUUUGGAGAAAAAUAGAUUUGGCUAUGUCGCAAUUUUCAUAUGUUUUCCUAUUGUUGGCUUAAGUUUUCUUUAGUUCCGAGAAAAUAUAGGUUUGGUAACACAUCAAAUACGAAAUGCUUUUCCAUAUUAGAUUAUCGAAUUUAAUUUUGUGGAGCCAUAAACAUGAAUAGUUUUUCUAUAGAAUUAAUCAAAUUUCUCCAUCUUCUAGAAAAAUUAAACUCUGCAAUAUUGUAGUACUUCUUGAUAUAUAUAAUUUCAACAAAUUUCCUCAAAUUUGGGAAAACUAAGUCUGGCAACAAAGAUUUCUCUUUGGCAUGUAAUCAAAAGUGUUCAGAUUUUUUUUUGGACCAUUUUUUUAUCUUUGAAGAAAACUGUGUUUGGCAACACCACAAAUCCUAUAUUCUUCCGUAUUAUUCGUCAACUCUACGGAAAAAUAGAUUUACUUUGGCAAUGUCGUUGUGUUUUUCUAGUGUAGUUAUCAAAUUUUCUCCCUUAUGGGAAAAUAUUUCGCCUGGCAAUUCCGCAACACUGUUUUCGUUCGCCAUACAUUAAGUUUUCAAAUGGAAAAAAGUUUUAAAUUCAAAUCUCUACAAAAUAGAAUUUUAGUUUUAAAUCUGAUUGAGAAGAUGAUAAUUUCGUUACCAAAACGUUGAUCGUGUGUAGUAUUAGGAGAAGUUUCAUUUUAACUUUAAAUAAAUUGAACAAUUUUUUGAAAAUGGUCUUAAUUAUAAAUUUUAUAUAAGUUUGUUAUUUAUAGUACUCGUUAAAAUAUACGAGGACUAUUUAAAAAGUAACAUACGUUAUGUAAUAAAAAGUAAAUACAAUUAAAAAAAAUAUUUUGCAAAAAA
Diorhabda carinulata is the source of this 2404-nucleotide messenger RNA. RefSeq lists its product as uncharacterized. The coding region runs from base 241 to 924 and encodes 227 amino acids. The transcript has 4 exons. The record is from RefSeq and is a predicted model, not a curated record. NCBI's taxonomy places the organism in Eukaryota, Metazoa, Arthropoda, Insecta, Coleoptera, Chrysomelidae.